CAGCCCCUGCCUCUCGAUGCAGCACCCCAAGCCCUUCUACGCCCCCGCCACGCCCCAGGAAGGCUUCAGCCCCCGCGGCCCAGACGGCGCCGAGGCGCCCGCUCCCGCUUGCCCGGAGCCUCUGCCCGCCGUAGGUGUCUCCAAUCUCUACGCCGCCCCAAACCCGGAGAAAGAGGUGUUUCCAGUCCCCCCGGCAGGCUUCCAGAUGGCGCCCUGCGGCUGCUUCUUCGACCCCCGCAUCUACCGGAUCGAGUGGGCCGCCACCGACUUCGGCCAGUCGUCGCUGUACAAGCUGGUGGCGGCGGGUGGUGGGGGGCCGGCUGGGGGCCCCACAUCACCGGGCACCUACCUGCUGGAGUCCCAGCCCUACCUCAAGGCCACAGGGCCGCCCCCGCCGUACCCCCACUACCAGCCGGUGCCUGGGGGCACCCCGUACCUCAUGUCCUACUUCCCGCCCGAGGGGCCCGACGCCCUGGGCUUCGUGGGGGACGGGGGGCCCCCAGCCUUCGUGGAGCUGCCCCCCACCCUGCUCAAGGACGGCCCGGCCCCCCCAGCGCCCCCCAAGGAGACCCAGCCGCCGCCCCUGCUCAUCACACUCCCGGCCGAGGCCGCCCUGCCCCCCGCCACCUACGGCCACUUCAAGGGCCGCCUGAGCCAGCUGCACGGCCCCGGGGAGCCCCUGGCCUUUCCGCCCAAGGAGCCCGGGCCUGGCCCUGGGGAGCCCAAGGCGGCCGAGGCCGACGGGCCCCCGCUGGGGGCAGGCGAGGCGGGGACCCCCCAGGCCACCAAGGCCGCGGCGCUGCCCGACAAGGUGCUGCUGGAGGACGCCAUGAAGCUCUUCGACUGCCUGCCGGGCGUCCCCGAGCCCGAGGGGACCCCGGGCAAAGGUCCUGGCCCUGGCCAGCCCGACGGGGCAGGCGACUCCUCUGGGGACAUCCGCUCGCUGCACCUGCCGGACGAGCUUCUGUCCUUCGACUACAGUGUCCCCGAGAUCCUGGACACCGUGUCCCACGUCGACUACUUCUUCAACUUCAAGGCGCUGGAUGAGGAGCCACCGGCCCGGCCCGGGCCCCCUGCCGUCCAGCCCGCGGCCCCCGCACCACGGGCCGAGCCCCCUGGCCGGAGGAAAGCGGGCGCCUCGGCCACCAAGAAGGGGAGGCAGGGAGGCAAGAACAAGCAGGCCACCCCUCCGGCGCCCAGGCAGGACUCGGGGGCCGCCCCCCAUUAA
This is a messenger RNA of Equus quagga, 1228 nucleotides long. RefSeq names its product proline rich 22 (gene PRR22). Bases 17 to 1228 code for a protein of 403 amino acids. Lineage: Eukaryota; Metazoa; Chordata; Mammalia; Perissodactyla; Equidae. The transcript is spliced from 3 exons. The record is from RefSeq and is a predicted model, not a curated record.